GAACAUUCCGUAACCUGGUGUGAGCGCGGCAGCAUGAUUUGUCGUCGCACUCGCACCACUCGAUCAUCUGCAAUUGAUCAUCGUAGGUAGCCGCGGUAGCGCGGCAGAACGGUCAGUGCGUGUUUCGCCGCGUGAUUGUACGUUGUGUUACGUUGUGUUCUGCUCGCCGUCCCGGACGCACGUGCGAGGCACAAUCGCAGCACAAGAGUGCGCGAGAUACGAAUGAGCACUUCUAACGGAAUGUGGCCUCCUCGAGAAGAUCUCGAUGAAGUGUUAACGACAUUUCAGCGAUGAUCAAGCAGAACGAAUCGGUUGUCGCGAUUAUGGUCUUUCCGCAAAGCGUCAAGUUUCGCGCGACGUGACGUGACUAACGAGUUGAAAAACGACAAUAACUAUAUUCUGCGCGAAACGUGCGAUGUAUUGCCAGCGAGCUUGUCUUGACGAUUGCAAUUUUAAUACUCCAUAGAACAAGAUUAAAGAUAAGAACAUUAAACUGUAACAUGUGAUGUUAGGAUAGAACCAGAGUGAAUCACAGUUGAUCGAAUUUAUAAAAAAGGGACGAGAUGAGCCUUUCGCUUACGGCCAACUGUAGUUUUCUGCACGGAAGAGGCAAAACUGCCCCGAUUUCCGACGAAGUUGUUUACGCUACUCUCGAUAGCUUGGCUUUAAAACGAACGAGAUUACCCCUACAAUUGCUUCCCGUGGACGACAGCAAUGUUGUGGAUAAGACGGAAAAAUCGGACAAAGAAAAGAAACCCAUUAGCGGAAAAUCGCCUAAACGACCAUCGUAUAAGGUGAAAUUCGGGGCAAAUCAUCAAUGGAAAAGUUACUCCAAGUAUUUAGCCUUCUCUUCCACAAAGUCGGUGAACCAGUCGAUGACUUGUGCUACCAGAAAACUAGAUUCCGGAAUCAAGUGCAAUAUCGAGAAUACUCCCAACGAGAAAAUUCACACUCAAGCAAAUACAAUAGGAGUUGUAGAAGAUAAUGUAGAAAUAGUAUCUUCUCUAAAUCUAUCCAAAGAAGAAUCUCGCGUUAAAGACUUUUCAAGCGACAAGAGCGACGAUUUAACACAGUCGCAAGCGGAGAAAAAUUCUCGUAAUGAUACUAACGUCACGGAAAAGCAAUGUGGAAAAGAAAAGUGUUCUAUCAAAAGAAAAGAUUCUAGUUCAUCUAGCGACUAUGAACAGAUGAAUAUAACAGACUACAAGGUAUCUACACUGGAAAGGACAUCUAAAACCGAGCCUGAAGAUUCAAACAAGAUAAAUCCUGAGUUGUUAACACAUAUUUAUAAAAUCGAGAAGAACAUUCCAGCUGUUUCCAAGAUAAUCGGGAAAUCGUAUUCCAUAAACGAUCUGACGAGGAAAGCCGCCACGUAUGACAAUUCUUUCGUAAGAUACUGGAAACAAGAUGCGGAGUCGAUCACGAGCGUCGAGAGCGACGACGCGUCGUCACGGCACAAGAAGAAGAGACGUUUCACCAAAAACGUAUUGCACUACAUGCCGAGGCAUUUAGUGAAACAGCCGAAGAAAAAGAAGAAGCUGAAGAAGAAAUACACCCUGAGCAGCUCGCUCAGCUCUCUGAGAUCGUUGCAAACGAUUCCCUACUCAAACUCCGCCCACGAUUCCUACACCAGGACCAGAAGCCUAUCAAGGGACGAGCUAAAAAGCGUGAUUAUCUCGUCGCCCACAAAUUUCGUUCACGUUGCGUCCGCCACGAAUCCUAGUCUAGUUCAAAGUACCAUCGGCUCUUGUCUAGAACAGGUCAUGAUUACUCAUCAGCAGAUAUGUGCCACAAUGCCUCUACUCGUUGGAAAGGACGAGCGACGCAAGGUUGGGAAUAAGAACGCCGAGCGGCCCAAGGUUGCCGUAGGAAUGCCUCCCGCGAACGACGUGGUUUCCAGCCAACGCGAGGGUGACCAAUCAGCCGUCGAAAGUGUCGCGGAUAAGAGCAAUGGAACGAACUACGCGGAGAUAAAAAACUACUACUCGAGAGACUUACAGCUGGCGAAAGUUUUGGAGUCCGGCCAAGUGGUGAAAACCAUAAUUGAGAAUCAGGCCAAUUCGCCGGAUGGUGAGACAUACGAGCCGGUCUGUGAAUCUUCCCCUCGAGCGCUGCCGCAAGCCAACAGCAGCUUUCUGUGGAGCAAUCAUCUGGCCAAGAUUUUUCCAAACGACAAGUACGACGUGAUUGCUGCGUGCCAUGAUGCAAAGAAAAACGACGAGGAGGACACCGACAGUGAAGGAUACGAUGACGUCGGGCCGUCAAACUUCGUCGCUCAAGCGGAAUUCGACGACGACAAUUAUGACGACGUCGGCCUGCCGAUGGCUCGCCUCGAGGUCGAGAAACUCGCCGUAAACGCUGACUGCGAGGAGAUUUAUGACGACGUAAUGUCACCUAGCUUCAAGCAGGACAGUUCGACAGCCGUCAGCGAGAACGAUUACCUGAUUCCGGAGACUAACGACGAGGUAUCGAGCAAGGAACCUCUCGUGGAAUUACGAGAGACUUCCAAGGAUCGGAGCGCGACGGAGGCGUGCUUCGCUCCGAGGAGCGACGACCAGUAUUUCUCGGCGGAAAACAAUGAAUAUUCCAGCGUGGACUGCGAAAGUCAUCUGGACGAGGAGGAGCGGGACGAGUUGGAUGUGUAUGACGACGUCGGCCCGCCGCCCGGCGAGGAACGUGUCAAUAGCCUUUACGCAGGCUCCACACCCGGCUUAGGAUUGACUUCGAUGAACGGCAAGGAAUCUGAGUGGGAGGACGUGGAAGAGGUCUCGAGUAACUUGCGUUACUCUUGUCAGACCAAUGAUCCAUGCGAACAGGGCACUGAGAGGCAAGUCUCGCUGAGCAAGAAGAAACUCGUUCAACGAUGGUCGCGAAAAGUCAGGAGACAAUGGUCCAGGAGAUCUCGCAAAACCAUCAAGGGAAAUGGGACUCGGCCGACCCUCGAUACUGUAGUUGAUGUGGCCGUCAGUCUGGGCGGCGGUUCAAUACUCCUCAUCGGCGAGCCGGGAAACAUCGCUGGAGAAUGGAAAUCGGCGGACCGGAACGACGAUCUGCCGCGGAGGACCCAAGGCUUGGUGCAGUUGCGCGUCGUCAAUUUCAACGAAGAUGUGGACAUCCAGGAGACGUCGUGUUAUGUCCACGAAGACAACGUUUCCGAUGAUAGCACAUACGAAAGCCUGUACUCCUGCCAGCCGGAUGACUUAAGUAGUGAUUCGGAAACGGAAACGAACAGUAGUAUCCAACACAACGUCUCAAAUAAUAGUGUGAUCAACACUUCUCUGGAAUGUCCUACGAGACCAACUCCACCACCGCCGAGGGAGGCCACAUGGGAAUCAGCCGCAUUGACAAGAUAUUACGGUUUUGUUUCAGAUCAUUACAGCGUGCUCGCCGAUCAAGAACCUCUCUAUCAGUUUUACGCAGCUGCAGUGGCUCGUGUCGCUUUCGAAUCGGAUUCCGAAGGCUACGAAGAGGUGGAAGAUAUGAUGUUGAAGACGGAAUCAACCGCGACAAAUCUUUCCAGAUCGGGACAAAGAAUGCUAUGGUGUCAUACUCCACAAGUAAUGAACAGUGAUCUUUUGCAGAAACUAACACCGGAGGAGAAGAAGAUUCAGGAGGCGAAAUUCGAGAUUCUGACCUCCGAAGCGUCGUAUUUAAAUUCUCUUCGAGUCCUAGAGAACGAGUUUCUCAAUAACCAUACAUUAAUGAAUGAUAUUCUAACACCAAUCGAGAGAAAGAAAUUAUUCGGCGGCGUGCCGAGCGUGUUGUCGGCGUCGCAAACGUUUUUAGCUGAACUGGAAGCUGUGUGGAGAGAAGAUCCAAUGUUACUGGGUUUAUCAGAGGUCUUGUUGAAACACGCAGAAAAAUGUCAGGCCACGUACGUGACGUAUUGUUCAAAUCAAGUCAGCAUUGACACGACUUUGAAAGAACUCAAAGCUCGGAAAGGCGUAAAAUUCUUGGAGGCUAUCAGACGCAUAGAGAUGCGACCGGCGUGCCAAAAUCUAUCUUUGCAUUCUUUCCUAAUGUUACCAAUGCAGCGUGUUACAAGGUUACCUUUAUUAGCCGAUGCCGUUCUUUCCAAACUGUCAAUGGGGAAUUCGGAUAGAGCGUCUUGGGAAAUGGUUUUAUCGACUUUGAGCAAUGUCGUUGCCGAAUGCAACGAAGGUGCUCGAGCCGCUGCUCAAGAAGCUGAAAUGGAAAUUUUAGCAAGGAAACUAGAAUAUUCAUCGAAAGUUAAACCUAUUGUGCUAAGAGGCAAACACCUAGUUAGAAGCGGGUCAGUCGUACAGUUGUCAACAAAAUCGGACACCGAAUACAAACUGACGUUCGGAAAGAAAUUUAAUAAGACGCCGCUCUAUCUUUUACUACUUACUGAUUAUCUUCUAGUCACGAAAUUGAAAUCCAAUGCUCAUGACGAGUGCUACAACGUUAUAGACGCGUGUAAAAGGAAUCUACUGGCCUUAGAACCAGUUUCUGAAGAAUCGCCAUUUGCCGGACGGAACGCUAUGAUACUGACUCUUUUAGAGAACCAUUCCGGUCGCCAUGUAGAGUAUGUCUUUAUGUGUGAGAAUAAUACAGAGCGAGAACGAUGGCUGGAAGCUGUCUUACCACCCAAGCGUGGCUUAGUCGGUGAAACGUUAUACGAAUCCUGGGAUUGCCCACAAGUAAUGGCUAAGUAUCUGUAUUCGCCAAAUCAACCAGACGAGCUAUCAUUACAGCCAGGGGAUGUGAUAAACGUACUGAGAAAGAUGGCAGAUGGUUGGUAUCAUGGUGAGAAAUUAUUGGACGGUGAGCAGGGAUGGUUUCCGGCGAAUCAUACGAAAGAGGUUGCAUCGGAGCAUGUCCGUGCGCGUAAUCUGAAGCAACGACACCGUCUUCUAGCACUUAGCAAUAGCGUAAUACAACAAAGAAGGGCGAAACAGAGUCAAGGUACUCAUUAACUCAAAUUCAUGUGAAGAGAAUGCGAAUUGCUCGAAUGUUGUGAUCAACCAAUAAAUUAUUGACUGUUUAUACUAUGAUUUUUAAGUUACUGUAGUAUUCAAUAGGAUUAAUUAUGUGCCAAUAUAAUGUUACUCAUCGCCAAAAUGAGAAACAAUUUAAAAAAAUUUUUUUUACUGUAGUAUAUCAAAAGCUAUAAAGCUGACGAAAAACAACGAUUACAUUUUGCUUGUACAUUAUGUAUAAAGGUGUGAAAAGAAAAAAGAGAAUAGGUAACAAAAGUA
Messenger RNA from Linepithema humile (Argentine ant), 5219 nucleotides. Lineage: Eukaryota; Metazoa; Arthropoda; Insecta; Hymenoptera; Formicidae. The record is from RefSeq and is a predicted model, not a curated record.